Molecule: messenger RNA, 989 nt
Organism: Capsella rubella
Lineage: Eukaryota; Viridiplantae; Streptophyta; Magnoliopsida; Brassicales; Brassicaceae
Product: cyclin-U4-3
Exons: 2
Coding region: 83-751 (222 amino acids)
Biological process (GO): regulation of cyclin-dependent protein serine/threonine kinase activity
Molecular function (GO): protein kinase binding
Source: RefSeq, a predicted model, not a curated record
CUAUGUGAUGUAAAAUAAACUUGUAAACUCAUAAAAACAGAGAGCUCCGUUUCUCAUUCUUUAUUCAUUUUUCCAUCAAUCAAUGGCUGAUGAACAGGUUCAGAUGCAGACAAUGAAUCAAGAUCUGGAAGAACCAAUGGCUGAGAUCAUGCCAAGCGUCUUAACGGCAAUGUCGUAUCUCUUGCAAAGAGUAUCGGAGACCAACGACAACUUGAACCAGAACCAGAGGAUCUCAGGGUUCAAUGGAUUAACCAAACCUUGUAUUUCAAUCAGAAACUAUCUCGAGAGGAUCUUCAAGUAUGCGAAUUGUAGCUAUUCGUGUUACAUCGUCGCGUAUAUAUAUUUGGAUCGGUUCGUGAAGAAGCAGCCGUUUCUGCCUAUCAAUUCCUUUAAUGUUCAUCGGCUUAUCCUCACAAGUGUCUUGGUCUCAGCCAAAUUCAUGGAUGACUUGAGUUACAACAAUGGAUAUUAUGCAAAGGUUGGAGGAAUAAGCAGAGAAGAGAUGAACAUGCUUGAGCUAGACUUCUUGUUCGGAAUCGGGUUUCAGUUAAACGUCACCGUUCCUACGUUCAAUAACUACUGUUGUUUUCUUCAGAGAGAGAUGGUGAUGUUGAUGAAGAUGAAGUCUCUGUUUCUAGAACCUUCUCUUUCGUUUAGAAGCUCUUUUAAGACGAAACUUCUGAUGAAUAAUCCACACGAAGAAGACUCUUUAUCUACUCAUCACAACGAGAAGCAGCUCGCUGCUGCUUGAUGUUUAUAUAUAUGCAUUGGGGUUUUAUCACGCUGCGGUGAUGUAAACUUUCUUUUGUAUCCCGAGGGUUUUGAUUAGUGAUGUUAGCUUAGGAUUUUUAUGAAUCGAUUCUCUUGGGCUCUAUUUUUGUUCAUGUUAUAUGUUUUUAAGUCACCAUCUAACUUGAAAUCUAAGAUAAUAUAAAAGUCAUACGAUUGUAGCGGAUCAUACUAUUUCUUGAAUAUGAAAAUCUUGUAAA